This is a messenger RNA of Chaetomium fimeti, 1652 nucleotides long. Its product is annotated as RNase P subunit p30-domain-containing protein. Gene Ontology annotation, biological process: tRNA processing. Lineage: Eukaryota; Fungi; Ascomycota; Sordariomycetes; Sordariales; Chaetomiaceae. Gene Ontology annotation, molecular function: RNA binding. Gene Ontology annotation, cellular component: nucleolar ribonuclease P complex. The coding region runs from base 179 to 1273 and encodes 364 amino acids. The transcript has a single exon. The record is from RefSeq and is a predicted model, not a curated record.
GAGUUAAGCGAGAAGCUUGGCAGCCCUGCAGCAAGCGGGCCGAGACCUGCUUGGACCCACCACAGCAACGAGAUGUCUUCUCGCCCCGCAGACUCCAACUUCAAAAAAGCUGCCGCUGCUUUCCGAUCGUCCACAUCCAAUCACCAUCAGCAACGGACACGGCCUCACCCACCAGACCAUGCUCUACGACCUCAACAUCGCCUGGUCACCGGGCACACCGGCCGCCGACCUCGAGCGCACUCUCAAGUUCGCCAAAAACCUCGGCUACGAUGUCGUCGCCCUCAACCACAUCAUCUCGGGCCCCAUCCCAACCCAGCCGACGCCCAUCACCAACCCGAUCCCGCAACUGACCCCCCCACACCCCUCCUACCCAGGCGGCGGCACAGCAGCAACAACAACAGCAACAAAAACAAAACCAACAAUAAGCACAACCACAGCACCACCACCAACCACCACCCCCCUCCUCCCAACCACCCUCCGCCGCGCCACCCUCAGCAUAACCGACCCCUCCACGACCAACUACCGCCUCGGCGACUUCGGGCGCGCCUACGACCUGGUGGCCCUGCGCCCAACCACGGAGCGCGCCUUCGCAUGGGCAUGCACGACGGCCUCCUCGGCGGGCGACGCGGCGGGCGCGCCCGCGCUCGUCUCGCUGGAUUUGUCGGCCCCGCUGGGCUGGCACCUGCACCAUAGGACGGCGAUGGCGGCGGUGCAGCGCGGGGUGAGGUUUGAGGUGUGCUAUGCGCAGGCGCUGAGGGCUGGGAGUGGGGCUGGGGUGGAGGCGGGGAGGGCGCGGGUGAAUUUUAUUGGGAAUGUGCAGGCGUUGGUGAGGGCGACGAAGGGGAGGGGGGUGGUGGUUAGUAGUGAGGCGCGUGGGGUGUUGGGGCUGCGGGGGCCGGCGGAUGUGGUGAAUCUGAUGGCGGUGUGGGGGCUGGGGCCGGAGAAGGGGUUUGCGGCGCUGGGGGAGGGGGCGAGGGCGGUGGUGGUGAAUGAGGGGGUGAAGAGGCGCGGGUUUAGGGGGGUGGUGGAUAUUGUGAGGCCUGCGGAGGGUGGGGAGGAGAUGAGGAAGGGGGGUGGGAGUGGGAAUGGGAAUGGGGAAGGGGAGGGUGGGAAUGGGAAUAAGGUCGGGAAGAAGCAGAAACAGCAGGGUCAGCAAGGGCAGAAGAGGAAAAAUGAGGGCGGUGGUGGUGGCGGCGGUGGCGGCCAGACGGGGGAGGUGAGCAAGAGGCAGGCGAAAAAGAUGAGGAAGGAGGCUUCCCAGUCAAAAGCCUGAUGGCUUCCUGGGUCGCUGAUAGGUAUUUCCUUCUCCUGUAUCAUACCAACGGGCCAGCUGGCAUUACGAUACCCCUUAUAGACGUGGAGAUGGCGGGCAAAAUUGAGGCUUCAAACCUGAAGAGACUUGCUCUUGUCUGUUCUACAUUGUUUUUAAGAAAUAAAAGGCACCGGGUCCACCGGGUAGGGCGGCAUCGCCAACACACGCUAUAUACAUUAACAAGAAAAGGCCAGCCGUCUCGCCGAACCAAAACCAUGUACAACGGCACAAUCGCCACAACACACAACAACUAAUUGGUAUCUAACCACGAAAAAGCAACAAUGGGUAUAGUCCGCCCGCUCCAUCCUUCUCUUUUUUCCCCAUCACGCCAGCAUACACC